Messenger RNA from Penicillium waksmanii, 1179 nucleotides. Its product is annotated as methionine aminopeptidase MAP1. The record is from RefSeq and is a predicted model, not a curated record. Lineage: Eukaryota; Fungi; Ascomycota; Eurotiomycetes; Eurotiales; Aspergillaceae. Gene Ontology annotation, molecular function: metalloaminopeptidase activity. Gene Ontology annotation, biological process: proteolysis. The transcript has 3 exons. Bases 1 to 1179 code for a protein of 392 amino acids.
AUGACUGCUCGCAAAUGCGCCGGCGUGGACUGCCCAAAUGAUGCGGGCACUCUCCAAUGUCCCACCUGCCUGAAAAUGGGUACUGACAGUUUCUUCUGCUCGCAAGAUUGCUUCAAGCGGAGUUGGAGCGAGCACAAGUCUAUUCACAAGAAGAGUAAUCUCCUUGCCAACCUUUUUCCUCCGAAAGUAGUUUCUGAACCUGAUCCAGCAACCGGCCACUUCAAUCCCUUCCCCGCCUUCCCCUUCGCCGGCUCGUUACGUCCUGUAUACCCACUGUCCGCCACACGCACCAUUCCUAAGGCCAUCCCUCACCCCGAUUAUGCCCGCGAUGGUAUCCCGCGCUCUGAGCAGAAGCUCGUCGGCCGCCACACUAUCAAAAUCCUGAACAAGGAAGAGCAAGAGGGCAUGCGCGUUGUGUGUCGCCUCGCGCGCGAAGUUUUGGAUAUCGCCGGCCGCGCAUUGAAACCUGGAGUGACCACCGAUUACAUUGACGAGGUGGUUCACAAGGCCUGUAUUGAGCGCGAUUCCUACCCUUCCCCCCUCAACUAUAUGCAGUUCCCCAAGUCCGUCUGCACCUCUGUUAACGAGACUAUCUGCCACGGUAUCCCCGACCAACGGCCACUGGAGGACGGUGACAUCGUCAACAUUGACGUCACCCUUUACCACAAGGGCUUCCACGGCGAUAUCAACGAAACCUACUACGUCGGAGACAAGGCGCUCGCUAACCCCGAAGCGGUGCGAGUGGUGGAGACUUCGCGCGAGUGUCUGGAGAAGUCGAUCGAGCUGGUCAAGCCCGGCAUGCUGUUCCGCGAUCCCGGAAAUGUGAUCGAGAAGCACGCCAAGUCACGCAACUGCAGUGUCGUCAAGACUUACUGUGGUCACGGCAUCAACCAGCUCUUCCACUGCGCCCCCAAUAUUCCUCACUACGGCAAGAACAAGGCUGUCGGAACCGCGAAGCCUGGCAUGUGCUUCACCAUUGAACCCAUGAUCAAUAUUGGUACCCACCGUGACCGCACAUGGCCUGAUGACUGGACGAGUACUACCCAGGACGGAUCGCUGUCCGCUCAAUUCGAGCACACUAUGCUAGUGACCGAGGACGGCGUUGAGGUUCUCACGGCCCGUUUCCCGGAUUCACCGGGUGGUCCAGUCCCGAUGCCAGUGACGGAGAACGGGAAUUAA